Molecule: messenger RNA, 1362 nt
Organism: Peronospora belbahrii
Lineage: Eukaryota; Oomycota; Peronosporomycetes; Peronosporales; Peronosporaceae
Source: the annotation of a GenBank genome assembly
AUGCUACAAUUGCGACGAGCUCCGGCCGCACGGACGAGUAAAAUACGUCGCUGGAUGGCAAUUACCUCCAAGACAAAGACCGUUAGUCGCGUGAGAGGCACAAGAGAUUUGUUGGGUGAUGGAUUGCAGCGUCAUUGUGAGGUGCUGGAUGUGCUGCAGCGAAUUGUCGAACGUUUUGGGUUUCGCUCGAUCCAGACUCCAGUAUUGGAGUAUACGGAUUUAUUCUCUCGAUCAUUGGGUGAUGGCUCCGAUAUUGUUAUGAAGGAGAUGUACACGUUCAAGGACAAUUCGGGAAAAAGCGUGACGUUGAGACCCGAGGGCACUGCUGGUAUCAUGCGAGCUCUUGUAAGUAAUAAUCUUCUUUUCUCAUUACCUCAGAAGCUAUCGUACUCGGGCAGUAUGUUUCGAUAUGAACGUCCUCAGCGCGGAAGGUAUCGAGAGUUUCAGCAAUUUGGUGUGGAAUAUGUGGGUUCUUCGGGCCCAUCGGUCGAUGCAGAGGUUAUUGCCAUGGCAUCGGAUGCAUUGGGUGCCCUUGGCAUCAAGGACAAAGUUGUGCUGGAGCUAAAUUCGCUUGGUGAUAACGAAAGCCGUGCGAGGUAUCGCGCAGCACUCGAAGAGUUUUUCUCAAAGUACAAGGAGGAUUUAUCAGUGGAUAGCGUCAGUCGCCUUGAACGAGGCAGCGUUCUUCGAAUAUUGGACUCGAAAAGUGAGAUUGACCAGAAACUUAUAGCUGACGCACCCCAGCUUAGCGAAUUUCUCUCCGAUACAUCCAGAAAGCGCUUUUGCUGCGUUUUGAAUGAUUUGGAUGCAUUGGGAAUUAGCUAUCUACAAAGCCCACGCCUUGUGAGAGGACUGGAUUACUACAGCAACACCGUGUUUGAAUUUGUGGAGCGACGAUCUUCCGAUGCUUUGGACAAGGAUGAAGCAUCUCGAGGUGGUUUUGCAGUCCUUGCGGGUGGUUGUUAUGAUGGACUAGCGGAGUCAUUAGGGGGCCCUGUGACGGCUUGCGUGGGAUGGGCGGCAGGGUUAGACAGACUGAGUUUGCUGUGUGAGAUACCGACCAAGAAGAUGGUCUCCGUUGCAGUCGUCCCCGCUAUUGCUGGCGAUGAUUCGAAUCGGGUGCUCCACGAAGCUUUGCGUCUUGCACAGACGCUCCGACAUCGUGGCUUGAUAGUCCAUUUCUGCCACGGUCGUAGCAAUAUGAAGAAGCUGAUGAAGGCUGCUGAGCGCUACGGUAGCACUUACGCUGUGAUAAUAGGAGAAGCAGAGAUUGAGAAGCAACAUGUAAAGGUAAAGAACCUUGAAAAGCGUGAGGAGACUGAGGUGCCGAUGAGGGACUUAACCAGCUUUGAGUUUCUUUGA